Messenger RNA from Chilo suppressalis (striped riceborer), 2296 nucleotides. NCBI's taxonomy places the organism in Eukaryota, Metazoa, Arthropoda, Insecta, Lepidoptera, Crambidae. The record is from the annotation of a GenBank genome assembly.
CUGUGGUUGGCUGGCAUGGCAAAGAAAGAAAUCUGUUUUUUCGCAAAAAAAGUUUUAUUGCAAAGUUUAUAAAUAAUACCCACUUGUUAUUGCUUCAUAAAAUUUUAAAGAAAAAAAAAAAACAAUAAAUUGAUUGGACAAUAAACGCCUCAAUAUUAAACAAAUAAAUAUUUCGAUAUAACUAGUUCUAUCAUUGUUUCUGAGAAGGUAUCGUAGGCCCAUAGAAAUAUAUACCUUAUAGUCUAACAUAGAUGUGAAAAAAUAAUGACAAAUUCUAAAUAACACAAUGCAUUCACCCGGAUAGCAAAGGGUGCUGGUUCGAGUCCCAUCUGCGGCCUGGUGUGCUUGGAAUUUUUUCUAGUAAAAUUUCCUUUACAAUACUUAUCAUUGGGGCCGUUCAAGUAUUACAAUAAUGGCUCGUGGACAACAGAAGAUUCAAUCACAAGCCAAAGCAGCUGAAAAACAAUCAAAAAUAAAGAAACAACAAGGGCAUAGCGCUACUGACCAAAAGAAAGCUGCACAAAAAGCACUUGUACACGUGUGCGUCGUAUGCAAGGCACAAAUGCCAGACCCGAAGACCUACAAACAACAUUUUGAGAACAAACAUCCCAAGAAUGAUUUACCUGACGAUCUCAAGGAUAACCCUAAUCUACCAUUUAUAUUAAGGCACUGUUUUAAAGACGUGAAGAAAGAGGCUGAUCAUGAAAGUAAUAUAAGUGCUGUUUGUAAGAUAUGUUCUAAAACACUGUUGUUGCGUGCAGACUUCCACGCAACAACAAACUUCUUAAAUCAUAUUAAAAGAAAAGGCCAUGAUAAUCUUCUGAAAGAGUAUGAACAAUUGAAAUCCCAGCAUACAAAGAAAAGAAAGUGCAGUGUUGCAGAUUCUGAUAACAUUAGUACCGCGAGUAUAUCAAAAAAACUGAAGCAAAGUAUUCUUUCAAAUUCUCUACAAAAGUCAGUAAACCUGGAUAAAUUAAUAGUAAACUUUGUUGUUGACACAAUGUCCCCUAUGUCUAUAGUAGAAAAUAAAUCAUUUAGUGCUUUAAUUGAAGGAGCUCAACAACUUACACGUCCACCAAAAUUGAUGUGCCGCCGCACAUGCAAUAAUAAAAUUGCUGAUGCAUACACAGAAUAUAAAGGUAAUCUAAAAAAUAAAUUGAAGGCUGCUCAAUAUGUCUGUACCACAGCAGAUAUUUGGUCAUCUUCAAGACGCAGUUACUUAGGUAUGACUGUUCAUUGGAUAGAUUCAGACACAUUUGCAAGAAAUAGUUCUGCUCUUGCCUGCAGAAGAUUCAAGGGUACCCAUUCAUUUGAUAAGAUAGCAGAACUUAUCAUUGAAAUACAUGAAGAAUAUGACUUAACAUUGUCCAAAAUAACUAAAACAGUAACGGAUAAUGGCUCCAAUAUGGUGAAAGCUUUUAAAAUAUUUGGGAAACUUGAUUUAGAAACUGAUACAUGUAGUGGACCCCUGAUGAAUGUUGAUUUAGAAAAUUUAGAAGUAAAUUUAAAUGAAAACCCUUACAAUAACAAUCAGCAAGAUGAUGAUGAUAAUGAUUAUAUAUUAGCCCUGAAUGAGUUUCCUGAACCUCAAGAAAAUGAUUUAUAUCAACUACCCAACCAUGAGAGAUGUGCAACCCAUACUUUACAUCUGAUUCCUGCACGGGACUUUGAUAAAGACAGACACAAAAAUAAUUCAUACCGGAAACUACAUGAUGCAGCUAUGGCUAAAUGUCAGGUUGUCUGGAAUUUAUGCUCUAGGUCACCGAAAGCAUCUGAAAUUUACUUGGAAGUUACUGAUAACCCAAGAUCCAAGGACAGCAUUCUGGCAGCUAUAUCGUAUCUAUUUUUCAAAUUAAAGUGGGUGCCUAAAAAUAAGAAGGAGCAUCUUAGGGAGCUGUUUAUCCAAGAAGUCAGGAAAUUUAAAAAUCAAAAUUUAAAAAGCUGCCUCCUAUCACAGACAUCGGAAAGAAAAAGAGAAAAAAGCGAGUCUUAUUACAUGUUCCAGGAUUCAGAUUCCUCGGCAACCAGUGAGGGUGGUAGUGCUAAUAAUACUACAAUAGAUCUGGAAACCCUGCAAUAUUUAAAGGAUGAAAGCACAAAUCUGGAGAUGCUAAAUGGUUAUCCUACAGAUAAAGACACAGUCAUCGAUACCGAUCGACGGUUCGGUUCGGACAUACAGAAGGGCACGAGAGUAUGGGAAGUCGGCGUCGAUGUGACGCGCUUCAAAAAUACAGUCAUCGGAACAGAGUCUCUACGCCGCGCCGUUCCGACCGAUUCGGUACUAUUCGAAAAGUGA